CAGACAAAUUGACUGUACUGCUACCUGCUCAGCACGAAAUGACUGACGGGCUAAAAGUAAACAAGUUAAGCAUCUAGCAUUAACGACUGAUUUUAGAAUGAAUUAUGGUCCCAGUCUAUUUAGUGUGUUCGUCAUUCCAGUGAUCCGGCACAACACCAGGACCCUGGCCCGCCUAAAUGCAACAGGGCCAUAAUUAAUGUUAUUAAUUACACCUGUGUGCUGCUCUGAAAGUCACAUAAUUAGUUAAAUGGAGAUCACCUGUGUGUAGUCAAGUGGAUCAUAGUAUUAAUACACCCGGGUCUUUUAACGAGUCAGUAUCGUGACAAAACAUUCACCUCCAAGCAACGCAACAAAAAGUUGAUUAAAAAGCACAAGUUGGGAUAGAUACAAGAACUUUUCUAAGUCCCUGAAUAUCUAUAAAUAAGCAGUAUUUGCUGCCAAAUAUCUAUUAAAUACUGACUUGGAGGCAGUAAAAACAUAUGCAAACAAGUGUGUGAAUACUUUUUAAAAAGCUACUGUAUGUGUGAACUAAGUGUAAAAGGGGCUCUGAAGUCAAAGUGACAAAGACGGGUUAUUUUCGUAUGUGACUUGAUUUGCCCUAUUAGGUGUCAUGUCAUACCUGCACUGUGUUAUCAGACAACUGAUUUAUUCUCAGUUGCUUUGGCACAACACUCGAAUGAAAAUUACUUUUAUAAAUGUUUGAAAUUAUCAAAUCCAAAGUUAAUUUUGUCAUAACAGUGUGCAUUUCUUGCUUUCACAUAGAAUGCAAAUGUUAAGUAAUCUUCAACUGACGCGGUGAUGCAUUGAGUUAGUCUUACACUGAUGUUGUAAUGGUUUGCACUUUUUUCAAGAGGUGGACUCACCUGGUUUACAGGGUGCAGAGUUUUGACACCAGAAAGCUGUUUUCACAUUGAUCUACUGAAGAUGGGAAGUUUCUCUGUGCUCACCACUAACACCAGCUGAAGACGUGAACAUGACUGAUAUCACAGCCAGUCUGGACGUCAAUCGUUGGGUUGAAGCUGCACAACUGUGAAGUGGAAACUUGAAGCUACAUCACAUACUGUGAAAUUGACUUUUCAGUAGGACACAUCAUCAUCUUUUUAGCAGUUAAACUUGUGAAAUGAACAAAAAUAUUUUCUAGCUCAUUUUGGUGUCAGGGAUGUUAAGUCAAUUUUAUAUUUAGAGCCCAAUAUCACAAAUUUGCCUCAGGGGGCUUUAAAAUAUGUAUAGCACACAAAACCCUCUGUCCUUGGACCCUCGCAGCGGAUAAGGAAAAACUUAACGGGGACAAAAUAAAUGGAUAGAUGCGGUUGACUCGUUUAUUCACUCUUGACACACUAAGUGCAUUAGCAACACUCACGGAGGCCAUUCCUCUUACUUGAUUAUUUUUACUUUUGAUACUUAAAGUACAUUUUGCACUUCAGCUGAUAAUACUUGCAUAUUGUAUCAUGAGUAACAUUUAAUGCAGUCGUCAGUAAUGUUCUUUUUUACUCGGUGGUCAAGGAUCUGAAUAACAUCACCGGUGAUGAUUGCGUGUCAUAUUUUGAGAAUUGUAACAGUUUUAAAAAAUGUGCUAGGAAAAAUGGUACUGAUAAUCGCUACCAGUGGUGGAAGAAGUAUGCAGGCCCGUUACUUGAUUAAAAUAGCAUUACCAAAAAUAUUCCAUCACAAGUAAAAGUCCAGCAUUCCAAAUUGAACUUGAGCAAAAUGUACUUCAAGUAUUGAAAGUAAAAGUGAAAGUUCAUGUAGAAGUGCUCCUUUUAAAGUGUUGCUUUAUUGAAGUAUUUAUAUCGAUGCAUUGACAUGUAAACACUGUGUAAAUGUCUUGUACUUUUUAAUUGCUGAAUUGUUUAAAUUAUAACAGUAUAUCACACUGCAAUAGUGGAUCAGAUGUUUAAAUGAAAAAUGAUAAUCUGCACAGCAACUAGUUUAGCUUGAAGAUAAAUGUAGUGGAGAAAAAAGCAUAACAUGUCCUACUAAAAUGUGGAGUAAAAAUAUCAAGUAGCAAACAAUGUAUACAUUCAAGUACAACUACCUCAAAGUUGUACCUUCGUAUAGUACUUGAGUAAAUGUAGUGGGUUACUUUCCACCACUGUAUUAGAGAGGAGAACAUGGAGCGCCACUGUCCCCUACAGACUGAAAUCGGCUGCUGCCGACAGAGCACGGAACCGGUUUCCGGACAAUCCCGAACACCUACGAAGACAAACCUCCCCUCUCCUUCACUCCCUCCUCCCCUUCACGCCUAAUGUUGCUGUACCUCCAACCCUCCCCCCGUAUCAGAGGAGUAGAAACAACAAGCCGCCAUUUUGUUUGUGCGGACAGACCGUCAGAAACAGGAGGAGAUAACCGAGAGAAGGAGCGACUCCGGCAACCACUCCGUGAACCACCGGAGAAAGAACGAGUGGCGGAAUCCUGUCCGUGUUACCGAGAGAGAGAAAGCAUCGCCUACGAGAUAAGACGGCAGUGGAGGGAAAACCGAGUCGGUGAUAAAUAAAUAUAUAUAUAAAUAUAUAUAUACACACAUAUAUAUAUAUAUAUAUUUAUAUAUGAAUGCAUGAGAAGGAAAUACUCCGAAAAAUCCAAGGAAGGGGGUGUUUUUGCGGAGCGGAGACGGAGGAGAGGCGGAAGAGGGCUCUGUGUGCUCGUAACGACGAGAAACCUGCGAAAAAGGGGGAAAACAUCAACAUGAAAAAUCACUAUGUGUCCGUCGCGGAGGAAGGAAAGAAUCCGCAUAGACAAUUAUAUAAAUAAAUUGCUGCCGGGCAGAAGGGAGAGGUGGAAAGAAAGACGGGUUUAAAGAGAAGAAGGGGGAAAUUGCCAGGAUCAACACGAAGGGGGGCAUUCUCCAUCACAAAGAGUCAAUGAGAGGAUUUUGUCAGCCCAAAUUAUUUUAAAAGGGGGGGGGGGGGGGGGUCAAUAUUAGUGUGCCGAUCAGAAGCUUUCCGCUUCCGAAAUAGCCAUCAUUUCUCAGCGACCCACCGUCAUAUUUUUUUUUUUUUUAAAUCGCAUUUUCUUCUGUCGCCCUGUGGCUGUGCUCCGGUUUUUGCUUAACGUCUCUUUUUUUCGUCUUCCCCGGCAUGGCCAAGACAUCACAUAAGCAGUGAGUAACGAGUCUUUUUUUAUUUUUUUAAUAUGCAUCAUUCUUUUCAUCAUCUGAGAUUUCAAGAAACCCGUGGGAGGACCCUCUCGUGGAGCAGAACAUAAGUAACCCCACAGAUCGUCCUCUGCAAAAUAAAACUAAUUGCAUCAAUCUUGACUGCCCCGCUGAUUGGCAAUUAGCGCUGUUAUUGCCCUCAAGAAGUAUACCGUCAGAUAAAGCCUGCAUCCGAAUCGAUUGCACAAGAGCAGCGAUUUUUGACGAGACUUUUUUUUUUUUUCUUCUUCUAUUUUCAACCUUUUCCGAUCCUGCCGACCGCGAGAGGCGUGCUCGCGCGAAAAGGGGGCUGCAACAACCAAAUGUGCAAAAAUACGAGUCUGUUCUUUCUGACCCAGUGCCUUGCAUGGUCACACACUAAGUGCAAAUUAUAGUCAGCAUGCAAAGAAAAGUCAUGCAUGGAUCCACACAUCCGCAAUAUAUGUUCAUUGUAUCUGAGUAACUGCAAAGUGUGGGACUCGAUCCGGUGUUUUCAUCUUUCUGCAGAGAUGUUAAACUAUUUAUCCACUGACUGUUAAGCCAAUGCAAGUUGUUUUUUCCCCCCUCUAUGUAUUGCACUCGAGAGUACCACUCACGCUUUAAUUGUACCGAGGACUCCUGCUGGUGGUCUCCACUCACCGGGUGACCGCCUCCUCGGUCUGGAUAACGUGAAGGAGUCGUUGACAUCAGUGAGAUGUCUGGUCAGGUGAGAGGAACGAAUCUCUCGUAACUGUUGCAUGAGAGAAGUGAACACGGGGACACUCCUGGUUUGUGUUUCUGGACCAGAUUUAUCAUUUUCCCCGUUGAUCCCUGACCGAGAGACUCUCCGCUGGAAUCGGUUCAGACGUGAAAUACGGGGAUUUUCUCCGCCGACUAUGGCGGACAGGUCCGAGUGCAGCACGGAGGACGGAUCUCGGGACAGUUUUUGUGUCGCAGAAGAAGAGGCUGCAUGAGGUUGUCAAGAGGGCCGCACGCUUUGCCCUUUUCGCCGACUCCACCUUCCCACCUCCUCCUGUUCAAAUCUGUGAAGAAACUAAGUCUCCGACAGGGGAGGGGGUCUGAUAUCUAGAGACUAACCCGAGAGAGACUCUGAGGGACAGAGCUCUACAUCUCUUCUCCCCUACCGUCCCCCGAGCGGUGGGGGAACGACCACGAGCGUGUCUUAAAGGGAGAAGGAGACGAUAAAGGAAAUACGUUUUCCCUCCGUGGAAUCUACAUCAAUUUUUUUUUUUUUAAUUCGUCAAAAAUAUGGCCGAUAAUGUCCUGGACUCCGGCCCGCCUUCAGCCAAGAGGCCCAAGCUGUCCUCUCCGGCUCUCUCGGUGUCUGCCAGUGAUGGAAACGAUUUUGGUUCGCUCUUUGACCUGGAGCAUGACCUCCCAGAUGAGCUCAUCAGUUCCUCGGACCUGGGUCUGACCAACGGAGGGGAUGUCAGCCAACUCCACACCAGUCUGGGUGGACUCGGGGGAGGGCUUGGUUUGGGAGGCCAGGAUGCAGCCACGAAACACAAACAGCUGUCUGAGCUCUUGCGCACAGGAGCUCCAGCACAGCAGGGUGGCCCCACUUCCAAUAGCGCAGUGCCCGGGGCUUCCAUGGGGAUGAUGGGGGGUGUCGGCGUCUCCCCUGGUGGACCUCAAGGCAUGCCCCCCCAAGGCCAGCAGCAGCAGCAACCUGGAUUAAUGCAGCAGGUUGGGAUGGUUGGAGGGGUGGCAGCACUCAAUCGGGCAGCUGCCAUGAUGGGUGCCCAGAAGGGCAACACUGGACAGCAACAGCAGGGCCUGAUGGGGGGCCAGGUGAUGAAUGGCUCGCCGAGAAUGGGUUACCCUGGCAGUGCGGGCAUGGGUAACAGCAGCAAUCUGUUGGCGGAAACCCUGCAGCAGGGCAGUCAGCAAAUGGGACACGGGGGUCAGGCAGGGAUGAGACCACAACAACCCGGAGCACUGAACAAGAUGAAUAUGAUGGCCAACGCGGGCCCCUAUGGUGGUCCGUACGGCCAGUCUGGCCAGGGGCUCCCUGGAGCAGGGCUGGGCCCACAGCUCCAGAACAAGGCGGGCCUGCCCAAUAACAUGGCCGCCCAGUUCAGCAUGGACAAGAAGGCCCCACCGGGUCAAGGCAUGCCUGGGAUGGCCUCUCAGCAGCAGCAGCAGCAGCCUGGAGCAGUAGGCGGCGUAUCCGUCGGUGGAGCGGCGGCAGUGGGAGGUGCCCAGGUUGGGCUCGGUGCCGUCGGGGCUGGUCCCGGCUCAGCGCCCCCUACGGCGGACCCCGAGAAGCGGAAGCUGAUUCAGCAGCAGUUGGUCCUUUUGCUCCACGCACACAAGUGCCAGCGGAGGGAGCAGGCCAAUGGCGAAGUGCGGCAGUGCAACCUGCCUCACUGCCGCACCAUGAAGAACGUGCUCAACCACAUGACUCACUGCCAGGCUGGCAAGUCCUGCCAGGUGGCACACUGUGCCUCAUCCAGACAGAUCAUCUCUCAUUGGAAGAAUUGCACACGACAUGACUGUCCUGUAUGCCUGCCACUGAAAAACGCUGGAGACAAGCGGAAUCAGCAGUCUCUUGUUAACAGUGCAGGAGUCGGCUUGGUGAACUCUUUAGGCUCGGGGGUUCCUGGUGGACAGUCCAACGCUCCAAACCUGAACCCUCCCAACCAGAUUGACCCCAGCUCCAUAGAGAGGGCCUACGCCGCACUGGGCCUCACUUACCAGGGCAACCAGAUACCACAGCAGACGUCACAGGCCAACAUGUCCAACCAGGGGCUGCAGGGUCAGCCUGGGAUGAGGAGCCUCAACACCAUGGGUGGGAACUCUAUGGGAGUGAAUGGUGGAGUCGGGGUGCAGUCGCCCAACCAGCAGUCCGGUCUGCUGCCAAACUCCCUGUUGCACGGCAGCAUGAACGCACAGAGUUUGAUGAAUGAUGGUCUCGGGAACCUGGGCUCCAUGCCCACGGCAACUCCUCCUUCUGCUGCAGGCAUGAGGAAGUCUUGGCAUGAAGACAUCACGCAGGACCUCCGCAACCACCUUGUCCACAAGCUUGUGCAGGCAAUCUUCCCCACUCCUGAUCCAGCGGCCCUGAAGGACCGGCGGAUGGAGAAUCUGGUGGCCUACGCUCGAAAAGUAGAGGGAGACAUGUACGAGUCGGCCAACAGUAGGGCGGAAUACUACCAUCUGCUGGCAGAGAAGAUCUACAAGAUCCAAAAGGAGCUGGAGGAAAAGAGAAGGACACGACUCCAGAAGCAGGGCAUGAUGCCCGGCCAACCUGGCAUAGCCUCUCCAGGCCUCCCGCAGGUGCCCCCCAGCAUGGGACAGCUACCCAGCAUGGGACAGCUACCCAGCAUGGGACAGCUACCCAGCAUGGGACAGCUACCCAGCAUGGGACAGCUCCCUAGCAUGGGACAGCUUCCCAGCAUGGGACAGCCGCCCAUGGGCCCCGGUCAACCCCCAAAUGGUCCUCACGCCGAUCCGUCCAUGGUCCGACCAACUGGACCCAAUCAGAUGGUCAACAGGAUGCAGAACCCAGCAGGAAUGAACCAGUUUAGUCAGAUGGGGAUGCAGUCGAUGGGUCAGAGGUCUCCUCUUCCUCAUAAUGCUCCAAUGAAUCAGAUGGGUAUGGGAGCAGCGAGGAUGGGUCAGCCCAACGCCACACAGUUACAGAACCAGUACCUCCCUCCGGGCCAGUUUCCUGGGUCCAGUCCUGGACUUGGCUCCGGUCCUGUUGGCAUGAACCAGCCAGGAGCACAGAGUGCUGUUCCACCGAACCAGAUGUCGACGCCGCCCUCGCUCCCAGCCAGCAGCCCUGCAGCACAGUCUGCCUCUUCUGCUCCAGGCUCCGCUACCUCUGUCGGCCCCAUGGGGUCUGGUAGUGCCAGUGGUGCUGGGCCUCUACCCAACCUGCCUCCAUCCUCGACCCCCACCCAGUCCAACUCUUACCCUCACUGCCCACCCAUCCGAACAAACUCCCCUUCACCGGCACGCAGCCUAACGCCUCAACCGCAUCAAACACCCCCAACGUUACCUCGAUCUCAGACCCCACAGCCACAGACUCCCAACACGCAGCAGCAGCAGCAACAGCCUUCACACCAGCAGAAGCCGUCGGGGCAGGCGGUGAACUCUGAGAAGGCCAUUCAGCUUCCACAGCAGACGCUUGGCGGCCCCCAGGGAGGUCAAGCUUCUUCGGUGCCUACCCAGAAUGCUCAUGUGCCAUUGCAAUGUCCGCAGACCCCACUAUCUCCGAAGCUCUCUCUGACAGCAGAUGGUCAGGUGUCCUCUCCAGGCUCGGUCACCAGCAGCAGCGCCAAUCCCAGCUCCCAGCGCACUCUGCAGGACGGCCCUGCUCCCAGCCAGGAAGAUGUCAAAAUGGAGGUGAAGAAGCAGGAAGAGGAGGACGAAGGGGCUGACACCGAAGGAGAGGGCAAGGGCAAGAUGGGCAAGGGUCAGCAUGACGUGAAGACGGAGGAGAAACCAGAGAUCAAGAAAGAGAAGCCGUCAGGAGAUGGCUGUAAAGGUGAGCCCAUGGACACGUCUUCAUUCUCGGCGUCGUCAUCCGUAGCAACGGGCGAAGACAAGAAGCCGGAGGUGAAGAAAGAGCCCAAAGAGGAAGAGGACUCGUCAUCAGCCAACAGCAGCUCCCCAGCCAGUGCUCAGAGCAAGAAGAAAAUCUUCAAGCCGGAGGAGCUGCGUCAGGCUCUGAUGCCCACCCUGGAAGCUUUGUACCGGCAGGACCCCGAGUCCCUUCCCUUCCGUCAGCCGGUGGACCCCCAGUUACUGGGAAUACCCGACUACUUUGACAUCGUGAAGAACCCCAUGGACCUGUCGACCAUCAAGCGGAAGCUGGACACGGGACAGUACCAAGAGCCCUGGCAGUACGUGGAGGACAUCUGGCUGAUGUUCAACAACGCCUGGCUGUACAACCGCAAGACCUCCCGCGUCUACAAGUACUGCUCCAAGCUGGCAGAGGUGUUCGAGUCGGAGAUCGAUCCCGUCAUGCAGGGCCUGGGAUACUGUUGUGGGAGGAAGGUGAGGCAGGAGCAUGGUUUUGUGUGCUGUGCUGAUGACGAACGGUGUAGUUCACCAAAAUAUGGGCUUCUUGCUGACAGGUACCACUUCUGUGAAAAGUGUUUCAACGAAAUCCAGAACGAGAGCGUUUCCUUGGGGGACGACCCCUCCCAGCCUCAGACGUCCAUCAACAAAGAACAGUUUCAACGGAAGAAGAACGACACGCUCGACCCUGAACUGCUCGUGGAAUGUAUUGACUGCAGUCGUAAAAUGCACCAGAUCUGCGUCCUGCAUAACGACACCAUAUGGCCGUUGGGCUUUGUGUGUGACAACUGCCUCAAAAAGGCCAACAAGACGCGGAAAGAGAACAAAUACGCAGCCAAAAGACUUCCUCACACCAAGUUGGGGUGCUAUUUGGAGACACGAGUGAACGACUACAUCAAGAGGCAGAACCUCCCUGAAUCUGGCGACGUCACCAUCCGUGUGGUCCAUGUGUCCGACAAGGUGGUCGAGGUCAAGCCAGGCAUGAAGUCCAGGUUUGUUGACAGUGGAGAGAUGUCCGCGUCCUUCCCCUACAGGAUGAAAGCCCUGUUUGCGUUUGAGGACGUCGACGGAGCGGAUGUGUGUUUUUUCGGCAUGCACGUUCAAGAGUACGGCUCGGACUGCCCGCCGCCCAAUCAGAGACGAGUGUACAUCUCUUACCUGGACAGCGUGCACUUCUUCCAACCUCGACUCAUCAGAACUGGCGUCUACCACGAGAUCCUGAUAGGCUACCUGGAGUAUGUCAGGAGGCAGGGGUAUACAACGGGUCAUAUCUGGGCCUGUCCUCCCAGUGAAGGGGAUGAUUACAUCUUCCACUGUCACCCAGCGGACCAGAAGAUCCCCAAGCCGAAACGGCUGCAGGAAUGGUACAGGAAGAUGCUGGACAAGGCUGUUUCUGAGCGCAUCGUCCACGAUUACAAGGACGUCUUCAAGCAGGCCACAGAGGACCGGCUGACCAGUGCCAAGGAGCUGCCGUACUUUGAGGGCGACUUCUGGCCCAACGUGCUGGAGGAGAGCAUCAAGGAGCUGGAGCAGGAGGAGGAGGAGAGGAAGAGGGAGGAGAACAGUACCUCCAACGAGUGCACAGAUGUCACAAAAGGAGACAGCAAGAAUGCCAAAAAGAAGAACAAUAAAAAGACGAGUAAGAACAAGAGCAGCAUGAGCCGAGCCAAUAAGAAGAAACCAGGGAUGCCCAAUGUUUCCAAUGACCUUUCCCAGAAACUCUACGCCACCAUGGAGAAACAUAAGGAGGUCUUCUUUGUCAUCCGACUCAUCGCUGGCCCCACCGCCAACUCGCUGCCCCCCAUCACUGACCCUGACCCGCUCAUGGCCUGUGACCUGAUGGACGGCCGCGAUGCCUUCCUCACUCUUGCCAGGGACAAGCACCUGGAGUUCAGCUCUCUCAGGAGGUCCAGGUGGAGCUCCAUGUGUAUGCUGGUGGAGCUGCACAACCAGAGCCAGGACCGCUUCGUCUACACCUGCAAUGAGUGUAAACACCACGUGGAGACGCGCUACCACUGCACUGUGUGCGAGGACUAUGACUUGUGCAUCACUUGCUACAACAUAAAGGGUCACGAGCACAAGAUGGAUAAGCUGGGGCUUGGACUGGACGACGACAGCAACAACCAGGCGGCGGCAGCCACCCAGAGCCCCGGAGAUUCUCGCCGCCUCAGCAUCCAGCGCUGCAUCCAGUCGCUGGUCCACGCAUGCCAGUGUCGCAACGCCAACUGCUCUCUGCCGUCCUGCCAGAAGAUGAAGCGCGUUGUUCAGCACACGAAGGGCUGCAAGCGCAAGACGAACGGCGGCUGUCCCAUCUGCAAGCAGCUCAUUGCUCUGUGCUGCUACCAUGCCAAACACUGUCAGGAGAACAAAUGUCCUGUCCCGUUCUGCCUGAACAUCAAGCAAAAGCUCCGGCAGCAGCAGCUGCAGCACCGGCUCCAGCAGGCCCAGAUGUUGAGGAGGAGGAUGGCCAGCAUGCAGAGGGUGGGGCAGCAAGCUGUAGGGCCUCCGGGAGGACCUGUGGUCGGACUUCCAUCGCCAGGGAACAAUGUUUCCACGGCACCCAGUACCCCAACUUCCGGUGGAACACAACCCCCAACACCCCAGACCCCGACUCAGACCAUGCCUCCGGGCACACAGCAAGGAAUGGGCCCUGGACCUGGAGUUCAGCAGCAGCAACAGCAGCUCGGUGGAAUGCCCCCACAAAGUGGCAUGCCUCCUCAACAUCCUCAACAUCCUCAACACCCUCAACACCCUCUUCACCACCAGUUCCAGCAGAUGGCGGGUGGAGGAGGCGGGGCUGGGGGGAUAAUGAGCUCUCCGCAACAUCAGCAGCAGAUGCUUUCUCAGAUCCAGCAGCAAGGUGGAGCAGGGACCAAGCCUCAACAGCUCCAACAGCACCCCAACAAUUUGCCCCCAUAUGGCAGCAGACCCCCGGGCUCCUCCCCAUUACAUCAAUCCCAGGGCAAACCGGUCCUUGGCUCCGCAACGCCUCCCCAGCAGCAGCUCGGUGGCGCCGUCAUGGCUGGAAGUGUUGGGGGCCAACAACCUCCGGGCCAGCCUUCCCUUCAACAGCAGCAACAGCAUCCCCCUUCUGGCCCUCCACCGGCAGCAGUAGAAAUUGCCAUGAAGAUCCAACAGGUAGCCGAUGCUCAGAGGAAGAUGGCUCUGCAGAGACAAGCAGCUGCAGGCAUGAUGCCUAUUCACCCCCACCAUCAACAGGGUCAGGGUCAACAGAUGGGCAUGGGACACCCAGGGGCAGUAGGGAUGGUUGGAACCCAGGGUAUGCCACCACAGACCCAAGCGGCAGUGGCAGCUGCUCGGGCCCACAUGGAUCCGCAACAAAAUGCUCCACCAGGGAUGAUGGUUGGCGCUGGUGGUCCCAUACAGCAACCCCCUCAGCAGGGUAACCUGCCCCAGGGCCAGCUGCCCACUCAGGUACAGCUUCAACAGCAGCGGAUAGGUGCUCCGCAUCAAAACCCUCAACAACAACAACAACAACAACAACAACAACAGCAGUGGGCAGGCCAGGGGAUGCCACCUCAGCAGAGGCAAGCUAUGAUGAACCAAAUGAGCCAUCCAGCCAUGGUGGCAGCGCAACAACAACAACAACAACAACAACAGCAGCAGCAAAUGCAACAGCAGCAGCAGCAACACCAACAAGCUCAGGGCCACGCUGCCUUGAUGAAUAUGGCACAGCAGCAGCAAGGUACUGGUGGAGGGAUCCCAGGGGGAGCUGUCGCUGGAGCUGCUGGUGUCCCAGGAGCUGUUAUUGCUGGUGGGAACAUUCCCCAGGCCGCCCUUCAGGAGCUGUUAAGAACUCUCCGCUCGCCCAGCUCACCACUCCAGCAACAGCAAGUCCUCAACAUCUUGCGGUCCAACCCACAGCUCAUGGCUGCUUUUAUCAAGCAGAGGGCCUCAAAAUACAAGGGAGUUCAGGGGGGCCCAGGUGGACCAGGGGGUAUCCCUGGAGGUCCUGGUCCCACAGGGGGUCCUGUUGGUAAUGUCAUGGUCGGAGGGGGCCCACAGGUGAACAUGAACGCUGCAGGUGGCGGCCAGCCGGGUAUGCACAUGGGGGCUCAGGGAGGAACGAAUGUUAACAUGGCAACUAUGGCCCAGCUACAGCAAGUUCAGCAGCAACAGCAGCUACAGCAGCAGCAGCAGCAACAGCAACAACAACAACAACAACAGUUACAACAGCAGCAGCUACAACAACAACAGCAGCAGCAGAGGCCGAUGCUCACCGGUUUGCAACAGCAACAAGUGGCAGCUCUCCAGCAGCAGCAGCAACAGCAGCAGCAGCAGCAGCAGCAACAGCAGCAGCAGCAGCAACAGCAACAGCAGCAGCAACAACAAGGUGGAGGAAGAGGUGUGCAGGCCCAGGGGCCACAGAUGGGGAAUAUCAACAGUCCCCAGUUUAGAGAGCUGCUCAUGAGACGGCAUCUCCAGCAGCAGCAACAGCAGCAGCAACAACAGCAGCAACAUCAACAACAAAUGGGAGUAAAUCAUGGUCAGUUCCAGCAGCCACAGCCACCACAGGGGCAGGGCUACAUGGGACAACCUGGGAUGCAGCCUCCUACAGUGGGACAGGGACCACCGGGAGGGCCGCCUCUUGGCCCUCAGCAGCCUGGUGGUCCCCCAGGCCAGCAGGGGCAAGGUUACCCGGGGUCGGUGGCCCAGCAGCAGGCCGCAGCUGCACUCCAGCAGAGGCUCCAGCACCAGCACCACCUCCAGAUGCAGCAGCAGAAUGCCAUGGCUGGCCUGCCAGGAGGUGAUGCAGGGCCAGGUGGAGGGGGUGUAGGAGGCCCUCAGCAGCCACCUCAGGGCCCUCAGCCCACGCAAAGUGGCCCCCCAUCUUCACAGGCUCUGCUCCAACAGGCCCUCCACCAGAGGCUUCUCCAGCAGCAGCAGCAGCAGCAGCAGCAGCAGCAACAUCAGCAUCAACAUCAGCAUCUGGGCCCUGGGGGGUCACCAGCCCAGCACAGCAAUCCCAUGAGUCCGCAGCAGCCGCAGCAGAUGGCCCAGUCCCCACACCUGCAGGGCCAGGCGAUGUCGUCAUCGCUAGCUAACCAGGUGCGAUCCCCACAGCCUUCACCCAGACCCCAGUCCCAGCCGCCACACUCCAGCCCGUCCCCGCGCAUGCAGCCCCAGCCCUCCCCACAUCACAUCUCCCCCCAGAUGCAGACGGGUUCCCCACACCCAGGCCACCUGAACCAGCACCAUCCGGGCAUGGUGGUCCCUCAACAACAACAGCAACAGCAGCAGCCAACGACCCAGCAGCAACAGAACUCUAUGGAGCAGUUUGGGUCGGACCCGAGCGCCAUGCUAUCCCAGCUGAGUGGCAUGGCUGGUCUACACGGGCCGGGGGGCAGCGGUCAGGACCCUCUGGGCCAGAAUAUGAAUCACAAUACUUUAGACAUCAUGUAGGAAUUCUACUUUACGUGUCAAGUUGAGCUGAAA
This is a messenger RNA of Anarrhichthys ocellatus (wolf-eel), 13120 nucleotides long. It is a transcript of the gene ep300b, whose product is annotated as EP300 lysine acetyltransferase b. Bases 4382 to 13087 code for a protein of 2901 amino acids. Gene Ontology annotation, molecular function: transcription coactivator activity; chromatin DNA binding; histone acetyltransferase activity. The record is from RefSeq and is a predicted model, not a curated record. Gene Ontology annotation, biological process: positive regulation of transcription by RNA polymerase II. The transcript is spliced from 30 exons. NCBI's taxonomy places the organism in Eukaryota, Metazoa, Chordata, Actinopteri, Perciformes, Anarhichadidae. Gene Ontology annotation, cellular component: transcription regulator complex; nucleus; histone acetyltransferase complex.